Messenger RNA from Xenopus laevis (African clawed frog), 6627 nucleotides. RefSeq lists its product as uncharacterized. The record is from RefSeq and is a predicted model, not a curated record. Bases 33 to 650 code for a protein of 205 amino acids. Lineage: Eukaryota; Metazoa; Chordata; Amphibia; Anura; Pipidae. The transcript has 6 exons.
GUUAUGUUCUGUGGCUGCUUUGCUUGAGCGACAUGAUUACAGGUGUCAACGUGGGUUCAGACACAUCAGAUGAACCUCAGCAAUGUGCAGUAUUUAUUAACAGUUCUGGUAUAAUUCACCAGUGUACAUUAAAUAUUAACAGUCCUAUUGUGGUGCUACUGGAUUCAACAAAAGGCACUCCACAGAGAAUUGUAAUCAUGUUCCACAGACCAGGAAAUGCCUCUUAUAAACUCAUAGGACAAUGCAAAAAAAACUGUCAUGGUAACAUCACAGCAGUUAAUCAAAAUCAUCGAUUUGAAGUCAUAAAUAACUCUACAGUAUUGAAUAACCUUGGAAUAAAUGACUCUGGACAAUAUAAGAUAUCUGUUUUGUAUCAAGGAAAGACGGAAACAUAUUACGAGGAACUUAAUGUCACGUUCAUUGAGCGUCCUACUGACACACCAGACCUCAACUUGAAUGGAAACAACUUGAAACAUAAGGAUACAGAGCGUCCUACUGACACACCAGACCUCAGCUCGAAUGGAAAAAACUUGAAACAUAAGGAUACAGGUACAAGAACUGAAGGAACACGUGCAGUGUGCAUUGGUGCAGCUCUUGUAGUCAUCCUGUGCAUCUGUUGUGUUUGGUACAAGAUAAAAAAAAGAGAGUAAUUGACAUGAAGCAGAGCUCCAGAGGAAGAAACCGCAAGAGAAUGGAACCGCAAUAGAGAAGGUGAGGGGGGCGUGGUCUGCAUGGCUAGCUGAGCAGACGUGGGAUAAAGAGCUCUGCGCCAUUUAUCCUGAAAGACCCUAGUGGCAUCUUUGGAAAAACUCUACAAUACCUACCAGGGUAAGCCCCACAUACAGCACACAUGAUGGGAGGCAACAGAACCCAGAAAGCACUGGAAAGGCUGGAGCAAUAUGCAAGAAAUGCUCCUCAAGAUGGCGGCACCUCCCCUCCUCGGGAGGAAGGAACCACAGCGCCAGCAACAGCGCUCCAGGACCAGUCAGUACAACUCCUGCUCAACGCAAUUACUGACUGUAGAGCGGCCUUGUCUUCCAAAAUAGAGGAGGUGAAGACGGACCUGUCUCUACUAAGAGCUGAUCUCCAAACACUAAGGGAAAGGACAACGGAAGCCGAGCAACGGAUAUCCAGGCUGGAGGACAUAUGUAAUCGCCUGACACAGCAAGUACAGGAGCUAAGGGCCCAAAACACCAGCCUAAGUUCCAAGCUAGAUCCAAGACAGGAUCCACUUAUUCCCCGAUUAUUCUGCGGAGCAUCAGAAAGUUAUCGGAGUCAAGCGCAGGCUGCGUGAAGCAAAUCUAACAUACCCAAUGUUAUACCCGGCCAAAUUGCGGGUGCAAGCUGACGGCAAAGCGCAAUUCUUUACCACGCCACAAGCGGCAUCGGAGUGGCAACUUGCAGGUGGAGGACCGCCACUAGAGAGCCAUAAGUACAAUGCAUUGCCCAACACAGGAUAAAGCCCCCAAAGGCCCGAGAGACACAUUAGGCCUGAGCCUCCCCUCAAGUUAGAUGAUGCGCACUGAACUCUGUACCCUGGCCUCCUACUGCUAACGCCUAAGAAUAGGCCAGGACUUUAGGGAUUGGGACACUGCACUGGCAAGAGCUAGGGAGGAAGAGUAUAAAGAGACAGCCCGGUACCCUCCCUCAACUUACCCUAUUUAUCCUUCUUCCCCCUCCAUAUUCCGAGGGCCAUGGAUAUACAAGGCCGCUAGUUGGUCUAACAUUUGCAGGGCGGGCCGAACUAAUGGAGAUCUGGAAUAUAUCAGGUUGCCAAAGGGGGAAAAUGAGAGGGCAGAUGGCGGUACAAUGGCCUCCGAGGGUAAUGGCCAAGUACAUAAAAUCCUAAGAGACACCCGGUGCCCCACGACCCACAAUUGCUUUAAGACUAUUACUGACCCCAGUAACCCAAGAAGAGGGCCUCCGAAGGCUCGCACAAUACAAGUUUGUGAUGUUGUUAACAAUGUUUAUAUAUUAAUGUUUGUUUCAAUUGUUGUUUGGGAUGAUGCUCAGGAUGACCUGAUUAAUACUGUGAUAAGGUAAAACAAGAGGAACUUUCAACUCCCAAGUGAGUGGAUGUACCAUUAAGAUCCCUGCACACAGGUUUUUACCUCCCCUAAGACAGGCAGCCCACAAGUACAGUGCCACAAGGGCUGACCUGCUAACCCAAAGAUGACCAAUCAAUAUAGCAGAGCCAGAGCCAACUGACCACUCCCUGUAACCAAGUUAGGUGAACAAGUUAUGGUAUCAGAGACCUGUCAAGUUUUCCGGCAGGUAGGGAACUUCAACGGGAAUGUAAGUAGUUUUCACUCAAGUUACCCCCCAACCCCAUCUCCAACCCCAUACACGGACUCCUUUUGAUACACUCUCAUUCAGUGUAAUUGAUUCCACUAAAGGUUUAAGCGAGCCCUGGUAUUUGAUUACGUAAGGAAACACUCGCCCCAUAUUUUAGUGAUGCAAGAGACGCACUUGGUAGGACAGAGGCUGAUGGUCCUAAAAAGGCCCUGGGUAGCGCACAUGUAUAACUCCACCUUCUCUACACAUGCUAGGGGCAACUCAAUUCUAAUCAGAAAGAAUCUGCCAGCUGAGCUGAUUACUCUAACAACGGACCAGUAUGGUAGAUUUAUUGUACUGUCCCUACUUAUAGCAAACAAGCUUAUUAACCUAAUUAGCUUAUAUGCCCCCCCACCAUUGACAGCAUCACUGCUAGACCUAUUGAUUAAUACCCUGGCCAGACACCCAAUAGCGCCCACAUGCAUAAUGGGGGAUUUUAAUGCAAUAAUGGAUGCGGAUAAGGACAGACUCAACAUCACCUCACCACAUUAUAGCAAACUGUCACAAUGGGCAGAGGCCAUGCAACUAACUGACAUAUGGCUUUGGAAAAACCCAGACGAAAGAGUGUUUUCAUGCUACUCUGCUACACACAACACCAUGUCCAGAAUAGACCUGGCCCUAGUCACAAGUGACUUAUUACAACAUGUGCAAUAUUUACCCCGAGAUGUCUCUGACCACGCUCCCUUACUUAUCACCUUAGGACUAUUCUCACCCAGGGAAGCCAAACCUUGGAGAUUAAGUCCACUAUGGCUAGCUAAUGACACAGUGGCAGAGGUAUCAGGUAAGGCUGUUACAGAAUAUUAGGCCCUAAACACAGCAACUGCAGCCCCUCCCGUGGUGCGGGAUGCUUUUAAGGCCAAAAUGAGAGGUACCCUUAUCAGUGCCAUAGCGGGAGCUAGAGCCAAAGCUGCUGAAGAAAUCCAGGAAACACAAAAUAACUCCUCCAGGGCAAAGACCCAGUAUAUAGCUGACCCCUCAGCCCCCAACCUGUAGGUAUAUAAAGCAGCACAGGCUGAACUAGAAAGGGCUAGAAUUAAAGCAACUAGGAAGAAACUAUUAUACGCCACACAGCGCACCUUUGACAAAGGGGGAAAAAAAUGGGAAAUUACUGGCCUAUCUGGCAAGAACGCACUCUGCAUCUAAUGCAGUACCCAGGAUCUGGAUGGAUACAGGGAACAUAGUCACAGAUCCUAAUUGCAUUGCUGAAGUGUUCUCCACUAUCAGAACAUAUAUACCACGCAGACCAAUAACGACCAUUCCCAACUAUGUAGGUACCUAGACAGUAUACCCAUUCCUAGACUCUCAAAUGAUCUGAGAGAGGUAAUGAAUGCCCCAAUAACAGAGAGUGAGAUCUCACUGGCCAUCAACUCUACGCCAGCAAACAAGGCCCCGGGACCUGAUGGCUACCCGGCCGAGUGGUACAAACUCAAUGCAGAUGAACUAAUUCCACACAUGCACAGAACCAUUAGCAAUGCGAUGGACCAGGGUUCCCUCCCGCACACCUACCGUGAAGCCACAAUAGUAGUCAAACACAAAGAAGGUAAAGACCCACUGCUGCCCGGAUCAUACAGGCCGAUAUCCCUACUGAACGUGGACACUAAAAUCAUGGCCAAAAUACUGGCUAAUAGACUUAUAACUGAAAUAAUACACCGGACCAAUCUGGAUUUAUGCCAGAGAGAUCGACAGAUGUAAAUAUAAGAAGACUUUACACCAAUAUACUAGCAACACAUAGGGAGGUAGGCUCUAGAGCGGUAGUCUCUUUGGAUGCGGCUAAGGCCUUCGACUCGGUCGAAUGGUCGUAUUUGUGGGAGGUAAUGAAAAGGUUUGGCCUGGGUGACCAGUUUAUCAAAUGGGUGAGACUCCUGUAUCAAAACCCCCAAGCCCGAAUAAGUGUUAAUAAUGUACUGUCAAACACCUUUUAGUUAAGCCGUGGCACUCGCCAGGGAUGCCCCCUCUCACCAUUAUUGUUCGCAUUGGCGAUAGAACCAAUGGCUAUUCUAAUACGCACAGCUCACAAUAUAGAAGGUCUACAUCUGGGUAGGGUGGAGGAGCGUAUCUCCCUAUUUGCUGAUGAUGUGUUAUUGUACUUAAGUGACCCUGGACCUUCGCUACAAUCAACGUUAGCAAUUAUAGAUGAAUUUGGAGAAUACUCGGGUUUACGCAUAAACUGGGAGAAAUCCAGUAUCUUUCCAGUAGAUGAAGGCAUAGACCCCAAUAGCUACCCCCCUAAAUUGGGUAACCUCCUUCAAGUAUCUGGGUGUUACGAUUACAAGAGAUAGCACUAAAUACACAGAGUUAAACCUUACCCCGGUCACAGAAAGUAUGGUAAUCAAACUCAAGCAAUGGGGGAAUUUACCCCUAACAAUAGGGGGUAGGAUCAACUUGAUAAAAAUGAUCUAUCUGCCAAAAUUUUGUAUAUCCUCCACAAUUUCCCUAUGUACAUCCCAAAAACUGUAUUCCAACAUAUUGAACAAGUGCAGUCCUCGUUCAUAUGGGGAAACAAAUCUCUGAGAUUUGCCAAAUCCAAACUAAAGGCCCCAAUUAAUGAAGGUGGGCUGGGCUUCCCAGACCUACAAUACUACUUUUUAGCCUCUCAAUUAAACUUCCAAUUACAAGCUACUUUGGCAGGCUCAGCAGAAACCCUAAAAUAUAUACUUUAUAGGAAAAUAGCAGACCUGAAAGUGAGACACCCGAUUCUCACCACCCCACACAAGGUUUGGAUGGUGGUUCUGCCGAUCACUCGCCUGAAAAACCCGUUACUCACAAUUGAUCUACCUAUUUGAGGCAACUUAAAAACAACUCCUAACAUAUAUGAGUUGGCCAAGAGCCGGGGUCAGGACUUUGGGUGAAGCAGCACCAGAAGGGCAGCUGCUCACCAGAGAACAAUUAUUACAGGCUCACCCCUGAGUUUAAAUAAACCAAGUAGUGUACCAACAAUUUAGGCAUGCCUUUAUAGCACAAUUUACAUCACCCAGAGUGGUUCUGGUUACACCCCUCUUCUUAGAGGCCCUUAAGUCGCCAAACCAAAAGAAAAGGAUUGCUAAUCUAUAUGGGACAUUAAUCUCUACGAUUCCCUCACCAUUCAUCAAAGCAUAUGAGGCUUGGCAUGUAGAUAUCCCCACUUUAACAGCAGAAGAAUGGGAGGAGUGUAAAGACAAAGCGUACCAGUAUCUUAUUGCUACUAGAGACAGACUUACCCAAUUUAAGAUAUUACAUCGAAUUCACAUCACACCACUACGCCUAAGCCAAAUGGGAGAGCUAAAUAAAGCAUAUUACCCAAAGUGUCGACUGCACAAGGCUGGUGCCCUCAAAUCAGCAAAUAUUGGGAUAGAGUUAUGUCCCACAUCCAGGAUAAAACUACCUUCCCCAAGAUAAUGUCUCCACAAGUCUGCGUACUGGGGGUGAUAGAUGAGAUUGUCCCGCUAAAUGCAAAAAGAGACCUGUGGCGAUCCCUACUGUUUUAUGCAAGAAAAGCAAUACUUAUGAAAUGGAUGGACCCAAAGCCACCUUCCCUUCGGUUUUGUCUAAACUUCAUAAACAAAAAUCUCCCACUCAUACAAUUGACGUACCUAGCUAGAGGGUGCCCGAACAAAUAUGGGAAGAUCUGGGAUGAGUGGAUGGUGGCCAACUCAUAGCAAACAUCAAGGUGUACUAGGGCAUCACUAGAUAUAUCCAACCUCAUCUCUAAUGUACUGGUGUGAACUGCAAUUUGACUGAAAGAAAAGUUGAAUGAUGUGACAUUUAUUGAGAUCUGAUUGUACCUGAACCCCCCCUUUCUCUUCUGUACCCCCCCCUUUAUUUUUUGAAAAUUGAAAAAUACUUAAAAAAAAUAGAGAAGGUGAGGAAAAAUGCGAGAGAGGCAUUUUCAUACAUUAGCAGGUCAUCUGCUUUUACAUUAUAGCUGCUUAAUUAACACUAAGUACAUCCACAAAACUUCCUUUCCACAUAAUCAAUUCUGUGAAAAUAUUCCAAUUACUAAACUAAAAUAAGAAGUAAGAAUUGUUUGUAAGAAUUAGUGUUUGGGAGGGCUGCAUUGCUGGUGCCCAGAGCACAAGUACAACUUGGGAAAUUACAUUUAGGUAUUAAAGUUACUACAAAUUGCAAUUGAAGAUAAACCAGCAUGGAGAUGAAAAAAAAGGGAAAUAAGGGGGAAAAAAGAAAAAGGAAAAAUGUAAUGUAGUACUUUUGAUUUACUGAUGUGUGAUCAUUUAUUUCAGUGAUUUGUACCAUCAAGCUAUGUAGUCUGUGCAGAAAGUAAAAGUGUAACAACUACUUUAGUUGUCAUAAAAUAAA